UGUUAUUAAUAAAGAAUUAAUAAUAAUAAUAAUAAUUUUAGUUUUGUUAACACGAUAUUUUAAUAACUCCAAUCUGAUUUAUAUUGACAACGAAAUCUAACAUAUUAUCAAAUUGUUGCAUGACAUGUGUUACAGUAAAUUGAAAAUAAGUAACGUGUUGUUAAGAUUCAUACAGAUGGCAAAGAAUGUGUGGCAGACUGUAUACGAAUCAAUAUCCGAUUUGUGAAACGACCUAGAUAACAAGAGAGUAAUUUUUCAUGGCUGUGUAGAGAAAAUAUGGUUUUAUCAUUUUUAAAUUUUACUGACAAUUUUUAGAAUUAAUAGGAUGAAAAUUGGAUAGUUUCUAUCUCCAAAGUAAUUUUAAGAAAUAAAAAUUACUUUGUACUAAAUAACAUAGCUUAAUUAAAGAUUAAGCAAAUUUUCAUAAAUAGUUGAAGAUGUAUUUCUGACAUAUAAAACUUACUUUUUAUGCUAUUUUUCAACAAUUUUGACGAAGUUAUAACGAUACUCGACAGAUACCGAAUCAUUCAUCAUCCGAGUUAAUUAUUUCGGAUUGACGCAAUCUACAAAUAAUUUGCAAUUCCAACGUGUUGUGUUACUGUGCGUUUAUUUGUAGAGUACUUUUAUUUGAUACGAAAUCGGUUGUUGGUUGUUUAAUGAAUGGGAUAUUCUUGCGCGAAUGGAUAAUCGAUUAUGAAACCUCGUUAAUUACAGACAUUUAUAUUAUUGCGCUGUAGUUGCAAGUUGAUAAAUAAUGAUUAAGCGAUUUUUAUUUUACUUUAAUCCAUUUUCUUGAUUUAAUUUUAAAAAAUUUAAUUUUUUUUCUAUGUAGAAAUUAUCCAUGCAAAAUUAAAAUUUUGUGUGAAAAUUUACUUUUCACGAAGCAUUAAGGAUUUAAUGUUAAUUUAUACUAUAUAAAUUUGCGCAUUGUUGUCCAUAUUGCAACAAAUUUGUUUAUUUUUCUUUUAAAUUCAUGAUGAAUUUAAAUUUACUUCAGCAUAUAAAUCCGAUUUUAUUUCCAACCAGUGUUGUCUUUCAACGCAGUCUUUAUAAUUCCGUGGCAAAAAGCUUGUAUAGAGAUUAAAGAUUUAUUUCUAGAUAAAAGAAGGAUAAUCUUAAGUCUAAAAAAACAAGAUAAAGAUCCAUAUGAGAAUUAAAAUAUCUAAAAAAAUAGAUGUAAAAUAACCGUUUUUUUAAGUAUUUAUUUUGCAUAUUUUUACAUUUAUUAUUAGUUUUUCUUUAUCUAUAUAAAAGUAAAUCUUUAAUCUUUAUAAAAAAGUUUUUUUUGUCACAGAGUUAUGAAAACUGCGACAUCUGGUUGAAAAUAAAAUCGGGUUUUGUAUACAAAAGUAAAUUCAAUUUUACCGCGAAUUAAAAGAAAAAUAAACAAAUUUAUUGCAAUAUGAACAACAAUGUGUGAAUUUGUGUAGUAUAUACAUUAAAUCUUUAGCGCUCCGAACGAAUGCGAGAUAACAUUUUUUUGUGAAAAAUAAAUUUUUAGACGGAAGAUUUGAACCAUUUAAAUUACUUUCAGACAUUUACGGGAUCUAUUUUGAGAUAUUUGAAAACAUUAUCGUUUCUCUCUAAUUCGCGAAAGUAACAAACAUCGUUAUCGCUACCGCUUGUUUAUACAUGCACCAUGACGGAUGGGGAUCAAGUCGAUUGGUGUGAUUAAUACUCGUGAGACGGAUUAAUUGUCAGGGUCCACUAUGACGCGUCUAUUCGAGAGAAACUCCUCGAUUUCACGAGAGAGAGAGAGAGAGAUGAACGAAUUAUGCAAGAUUUAUGAAGCCGCGACGACAAUCUAAAUCUUCGAUAAUCGAGUGAAAUCAUUUGUUAAAUAAAUAAUUAUCCGACAUUGUACAAGAAACGGAGUGUAAUUCUGUCGCAGUUUGAUUUAUUAAAUCAUUAACACACUCGCCAGAUCGAAGGCGUUAUUUUAACGUGACGACAUUAAAUUUCUGUAUACGUCACCCCACGAAGCAAUACCUAAAUAAAGUGGCGUUCGUCAUCACUAUAUUUAUUCAUUUUUGACCUUUGUCGUUUAUCCAGAAAAAAAAAGCACGCGACUGCUGCGAAGCAUUCGUUACGUACAUAAAUGUGUGAACUUCUCAUCUAGCUGGUCAGUCCGGUUUCUUACGCGCGUUCCGCUUUAUUUCACCCUAGCUAAAACUUUUUUUUUUCCGCUCCGCCACAUGUGCGCGAUAUACACGUUACGUGAUGUAUAUGGCUGCUUAUAUAUCUGUAUGACAAGAGGACAGACAAAUACGUGUGGGAGGUGAGACAACAGGGAGAUGAUGGAUCCCGCUUCGUGUCCCGCGUCAAUUUUUACGCGAUUACGAAGACAUCCUGUCAAACGAUUGAAACAGUCGGUUCUUCCCAAGAGAAAUAUCAGGAUAUUGUUUAAUCUGUAAAGAAUCUUCUGAAGAGAGAGAUUGAAAGGAUUUAAAGAAGACAAAUAUAUAUACACUUAAUUCUGGCGAAUCAAACUUGAUCUGAAUUUUAAUUUGCCAAAAUAUUUUAAACUGAUGCCUCAAAAAAAUAAGGAGAAUAAUUUAGUCGCAAUUUUUGCGAAACUCUCAGCUUGAUCCAAAAAAGUUUCGUUCGCAUUACAAGUGUGCGCUAAAAAGGUCUGAAACGUCAGAGUUACAACUCUCCAACGAAUCGAUAUUGACGUACCUUGUGUGAUAAAAAAUUCUUACAAAAUUGUAUCAUGUAUUAAACUACACAAUAUAUUAAAUUGUAAUUAAACUUUUAAUGGGAUUUUAAUGAGCUGAUAUUAACGAUUUUGCUAAACAGCUGAUAAUCGCAAUAAAUAUCUAACUACAUCCCACAUAUCUCGCUUUUUACGAAUUAGAUUCACCCUCGCCCGCGCUCUCGCGGGGGCGGCGGACGCGGACGUUCGCGCGGCCCGCAGAAGAACCACCCUCUUCCGCGCGGAGGAGCGACGAAGAGGAGGGGAGAGUGAACUCGAAGACUCGCCGACGAAGAGGGAGAGAGAUGGAGCGUGUGGGCCGGAGGGAGGAGAGGGUAACGAUGGAGGGAUUCGGCCGAAGGUGGAAGUUGCUAUGCUGUCCGUGGUGGAGAGGGCGAGGGUGACAGCGAGGGCGAGAGAGGUAGAGACAGGGUGGCGCGGUGGUGCGUCGCGCUGGUGGAAAGCGGGAAAGCCUCUCCGAAGCGACCACCCACAGUUCACUGCGGCCUCGCGAGCCGAGUGAGCCACAACUACGUUGGGCAUCCCGUGCCGUGUGCCGUUCAGUCGCUCGUUCGUACUACCCCUGGAGGUGCUACACACACUUUCUCCUUCCACCAUGUAAACAAAACGCUCGGGGUACGCGGGGAUUCUGCCACGGGCCGUUUUUCAUUUCUGGGAAACACGUCCGCGAUGUAAACACGUGGCGAAGGAUCCGGAGACAUUAGGAUCCGGAGGUGUACUCGAUUGCACACACGUACAAAAAUGAAAAAAUAAAAAAGAGAAAUGAGAAAGCAAAAGUGAACAAAUCUCCCCACCUUCCUGCCGAAAGAGAGUAAACCGGACGCCAGUGUGUUGAGUGCUGAACUGGAGGUAUUUGAAAUCCCGGAUGUGGCUUUCCGCCGGCAAGAUCGAUGAUGGUGGAAAGUCCCAAUUCCAAUAUACUGUUCCUGCGGACAUCAUAAUGUUAUUAUGAGUUGCCGAGUUCGCGGAAGAUAUCUUGCUCCGGGGGCUGCAAGACCAAAGUAACUUCGACCUUCUCCUCCCGGUACACCGAUAAUAAUCGUUCGAUCCUGAAGAUGCUUCUGUCCGAUAAAUUCAAGAUUGAUGGUUCAACUUUGAUUUUCAUAAAAAUUCCGCUCUGCUGAACUACGUCACGAUAAACGCCCGACUAAAGGGCGCUUCUCCCCCGUGUGUGGAUUUUAUUAAUCGAAUCAUCAAGUUCGACAGCCUCAGCAACAAUUCUCAGUAUACGGACGAUCGUGGCGCAGCAUUCAAAUGAAAUAUUCCAAGUUAUCCAAGCUGAAGGAGAUCACCGCUCCGUUCGACCGCGGCAGUUCGUUCCUCUCUCGUUUUAAUCGAAACGAACAAUUCACCAAUCAUUUCUUUCACGCCUUUCACGGCGUUCAUCGUAUCGAUGCUACGUGUGCAUUCGCCGCCCGUAAUCGGUGAUCAAUUGUUGCGACGAUCUCCAAUAUUGCGUGACCUUCGGCUAUACGGCCGCCUGUUAAACACUUUGAUGAAGUAAUACGUCAUCCUUUCGCCUACGGGGGUACUGGAUUGUAAUUACAUCCUUUCCGCCUGCAAGCCAAGACAGGUAACGGACGAGGGCAACGAGGGAUCCUGUUUGUUACCGCGGCGAAUCAAGUACACAACGGACAUUCGAGAAGAUCGACAGGCCCUAUCCGCAUCGUCCACGAUCUUGUCGGCCACGUGUUUCGUGUGAUCUUCGUGGUGGUGUGCGAGUGUUAUGACGAGCGGGGUGUAACGGGUGAGGUCCCGCGAUAACGAUGCUUUAAGUGUUUGCGCGGAGGAGGGUAGCUUGCCUUCUGAUAACACACAUUUAGCGAUCUUACCGCGGUCAUUCAUGUAUAAAUCAUGUGUUAACGUAUCAAAAUUCCCCGGGUUCUUGAAAGGGCAACCCCUUUGGCGGGGAUACUGAUGAAUUAUCGAAAAUUACCCGCUCGAUAACAUUUUCAACGGAAUUAAUCGGGAUUAAUAGUUUGGAUCAAACGCAUUAAUAUACAUGCUGUACGAUACUCGGGGUAUCUUGUAAUUAUGCAAACCAUCGGUUACGAUUGUACGCGCCACGUUGUCUACGCUUAAUCUACGAUAAUUGACGAUAUCAACUACGGUGAUAUUGGUAACGUUUCAGUUUUCAAAGCGAUAACGCAUGCCGUGCAGGUAUGAUUUCUCAUAGCGUUGACCAUAAUAAUAAUUAACACUUUCGCCGCCGCCGCCGCCGCCGCCGCAAUACUCUAGGAAAGGGUAAAUGAUUAGAUAAAAUUACUUCUCUUGACGUAAUCUGUCUUUGAAUUGGAAGAAAUUAUUUCAUGUUACUUAUUAUUAUAAAAAAAUUAUUAUUUGUCAAUGUAAAAAUUCCUUCCUCGUUAUGCUAUAUGUCGAUGUCUUUUUUUAAUGCUACUUGUUCUUAAAGCACACGGGAGUGAUUUGUAAUUGUAAAUUGAAAUUGAACAGAAUUUUUAGGUAUAAAAUCAAAAUGAUAAGAGAAAAUAAUUGAUUCCUUUAUCAAUAAAGUAUUGCGAUUUUAAUUUAAAUUACUGUUACAGAUACAAUGUUAUAGAUACAAUGUUAUAGUACAGAUAAUGUGCUAAAAUAAAAUUGUGAUGUUGUAGGUGUAUGAUACUUGGUGGUGAAAGUGUUAAUGCGGUUUCACAAUCUUGCUAACAAUUAUAAUCAGAAAAAUAUGACAAAAUUAGCAUACACUGCGUCAUUGAUGAUACAAGCUAACAACUCAAUUCACCGACUCAAUUCACCGAUUCGGCGGCGUGUUUGUCCUGAAACAAGACAAAUAACGCUCGUUCGACGUAACGUAAGCAGCUCAUAAUGAAAUCGUGUAUACCGCACAAUGUCUUGUUUCCCCACGAACCUUGCAUUAAAGGACAAAGAACUUUAUUUUCUUAACGAACAGCAGAAUGUGAUUAAAUAAUCCCGAAUAACUAGAGAAAUAUAAUCGAAGAAGCGAUGAUAACCGUUCGAGUAAUGCCGAGUGUAUAACUAAUGAAGAUGCCACCACCGGAAACCACUAGUACUCAAUGUGGAAAACAUUGCGAUGUUAUUUUCGUGCGUUGGAGGAAUUGUCAUGAAACUAAAAUAUUGCAAAUUGACUUUCCCGCGGCGAACGGGAUGCGUCGGGAGUGAACUCGAUAACGAGCGCAGCAGAGAAACACGGAGGUUAUCGUUGCACGAAGACAUUCCAAAAUCAGUGAGAAAUGUGUUGCAUGAUAAAUUCCCUUUGGACAUCAGUUCGAAAUUUGAAGAAAAGGGAAAGAAAGCGAUUAUGAUAUCACGUAGAACCUAUGUAAACGGACAAUCAUUAGCUCAAGAAGAUCCAAGUAUACGAAAUGUCUAGAAGCUCAAGUACUCAAGUACCAAUUUAUCCGAGUAGUUUAACGAAGCUUAUUUUCCGAGAUGCACCCUCGCCUAAUUACUUUAUUUUGGACCUUAUUGUCCACUUACUUAAGUGAGUCACGAAGCACUAUAAAUAGAUCAUCUUGGAUGCUGCAAACUAAUUACCUCGCGAUCUACUAGUAUCGCUCAGGCGAAACUGUAACUCGACCCUCGUAAAUGGAUCAAUUGUACGUCAGCCAUAUCAAGGGAGAAGUGGAAGAAGACGAGAAAGAAGUCAUUGGACGACGGUAGCCAGUCGAAAAAUUCGCGAAGAGGAAACUCUAGUUUCUCAAGAUGGGUUUUAACGAGACGUUAGAUCUGAACAGCUCCGCGAAUUUACCGAGCAAUUCCCUUCUCGACACCGGCCAGCGAAACAUCAGCAAAAACGAUAUCGAGUAUGUCCUCUGGCUAACUUUUAAAGCCUUCAUUAUGAUAUUCAUCAUCCUCUGCGCUCUGUUCGGUAAUCUAUUGGUCAUUGUUUCCGUUAUGAGGCACCGCAAACUGCGGGUGAUCACCAAUUAUUUCGUGGUAUCGCUGGCCCUGGCGGAUAUGCUGGUGGCGUUAUUCGCCAUGACAUUCAACGCUUCCGUGGAACUUUCUGGGCGUUGGUUAUUCGGGUAUUUCAUGUGCGACGUUUGGAACUCGCUGGACGUCUUCUUCAGCACCGUCAGCAUUCUUCACCUUUGCUGCAUCAGCGUCGACAGAUAUUACGCGAUCGUCCAACCGUUGGACUAUCCGUUAAUCAUGACGAACGUGAGAUUGGGAACCAUGUUGAGCGUUGUGUGGUGUUCUCCGACUAUUAUGAGCUUCCUACCGAUCUUCGCGGGGUGGUACACCACGAAGGAGCACCUGGAGUACAGGAAGAACUAUCCGGACGUGUGUGUGUUCCAAGUCAACAAGUUCUAUGCUGUCGUCAGUUCCAGUGUGAGCUUCUGGGUACCGGGGAUAAUCAUGAUCGCGAUGUACUACAAGAUUUAUCGCGAGGCCGAUCGCCAGGAGCGCAUGCUGUACCGAAGCAAAGUCGCGGCCGCUCUAUUAAAUAAACAUCUGCAAAUCAACGGGAUCUCGGCCGGCCUGACAUCUCUGCCGGCUGUAGAUCAAUCGUCACCUGAACCGCAGCCAGAAGAGCCACCGAUAACUAGCAGCAGUAAAAUGAAAAGAGAACGUAAGGCAGCAAGGACGCUCGGUAUCAUCAUGUCAGCGUUUUUGGCAUGCUGGCUGCCUUUCUUUCUUUGGUAUGUCAUCACGUCUCUGUGUAAUUCGUGCAAGAGCGGCGACGUGGUGGUAGCGACGGUGUUUUGGGUGGGCUAUUUCAACAGUGCCCUGAAUCCGCUGAUCUACGCGUACUUCAAUCGCGAGUUCCGCGCGGCCUUUCGCAAAACCCUUGAAAGCUGCUGCCGCGCGAUUGGACCGGUGCGUGACCUGCGCCAGGUGCAUCGCAAACAGGACCUCGUGCACAGUAACGCUUCAUCCGAGCUGCACGUCAACAAUCAGCUGCGCAAUAGCGAGAUGACUAACGUCCACAUUGAGGCGUGUAUUUAAACGGAUCAUGCGAUCCAGUGAAGUGAAAGUAACGGCGAAGUGCUCGGGGCAUCUUCUGAAUAGAUAAAAAUAGGUAAGAUCGGAGCAGAUAGGACGGAUAAAUUCCAAAAAACCGAUAAAAAAAUUUGUUACUUUCUAUUUCUAUACAAAAAAUGUUUAAUAAUUC
Molecule: messenger RNA, 7811 nt
Organism: Monomorium pharaonis (pharaoh ant)
Lineage: Eukaryota; Metazoa; Arthropoda; Insecta; Hymenoptera; Formicidae
Product: octopamine receptor beta-1R
Exons: 4
Coding region: 6398-7645 (415 amino acids)
Biological process (GO): adenylate cyclase-activating adrenergic receptor signaling pathway
Cellular component (GO): membrane
Molecular function (GO): octopamine receptor activity
Source: RefSeq, a predicted model, not a curated record